Messenger RNA from Staurois parvus, 514 nucleotides. Lineage: Eukaryota; Metazoa; Chordata; Amphibia; Anura; Ranidae. The record is from the annotation of a GenBank genome assembly.
UGGUGGUCAGUGAGAAGAAUGUCCCUUACAUUGGUGAUCAGUGGGAAGAAUGUCCCUUACAUUGGUGAUCAGUGAGAAGAAUGUUCCUUACAUUGGUGGUCAGUGGGAAGAAUGCUCUUUUACAUUGGUAGUAGGUGAGAAGAAUGUUCCUUACAUUGGUGGUCAGUGGGAAUAAUGUCCCUUUCAUUGGUGGUCAGUGGGAAGAAUGCUCUUUUACAUUGGUAGUAGGUGAGAAGAAUGUUCCUUACAUUGGUGAUCAAUGGAAAGAAUGCUCCUUAAAUUGGUGAUCAGUGGGAAGAAUUCUCCUUACAUUGGUGGUCAGUGUGAAGAAUGUCUCUUACAUUGGUGGUCAGUGGGAGGAAUGUUCCUUACAUUGGUGAUCAGUGGGAAGAAUGUCCCUUACAUUGGUGGUCAUUGGGAAGACUGUCCCUUACAUUGGUGGUCAGUGAGAAGAAUUUUCCUUACAUUGGUGGUCAGUGGGAAGAAUGUCCCUUACAUUGGUGGUCAGUGAAAA